AUGGCCGAAACUCCAUUCAGGCCUCUUAAUGUCAUCGCCGGCGCAGAUCCAGCCAUCCCAGUGACCAGCGUCAAGUUUGAUCCCCACCACGAACUCGUCUGGGCCGCUAAUGAAAAUGGGUACAUAUCGUCAUACUAUGGCGCAGGAUUGCAACGGUACUCGAGUUUCAAGGCUCACAAGGGCCCCGUCCGGCAGAUGAUGGUGCUCGAUCGUGGGAUUGUCUCGAUCGGCAAGGAUAGUAUCCAUCUCUCCAACCGUCGUGGCGUUGCCAGCUGGAACCUCCUGCAAGACCUUCACUCGAUGGCACUCAUGGGCAAUGCCGAGAUUGUUGUGGCAGGACAACAGGAUAAGAUUCUGUCCAUCAACAUGAUCCGAGGCAUCGUUACCAAGAAGGUCGAGACAGAUUCAGAGAUUGUCGUGAUGAAGAAAUCGCGACUGCUAGUAUGCGGAUCGACCCGAGGAGACUUGAUCCUUCACGACCCACGAUCCAUGGCAGUGGAACACAGGAUUCAAGCCCAUACUGGUACCAUCUCGGAUCUGGACGUUUCAGGAAACUUGAUUGUCACUUGCGGGUUUUCGGAACGACAGGGCACCUUGAUCAUCGAUCCCCUGGUCAAGGUCUAUGACAUGCGUACAAUGCGAUCGCUCGCGCCGAUCCCGUUCCCCAAUGGACCCUCCUUCCUCAAAAUGCACCCAAAGCUCUCGACGACUGUGUGCAUUGCAUCCCAGACUGGACAAUUUCAGAUGUGCGACGUCGGAAACCUCACCAGCGGAAUUCAGUUCUACCAGAUCAACACGUCGAGCUAUGUCAAUUGCUUUGAUAUCUCGUACAGCGGCGAGAUGGUGGCGCUUGGUGAUGCGACAAACGUAGUACACAUGUGGGGCGACAAACAGGAACCUCAGAUGAACCACUUUUCCAACCCAAUCGACGCUCCGACAAUGCCAGUACCACCCACCGUCGCCGUCGGCGAUAACGACCCUCUGUCCUCAAUUGGGAUGCCCUAUUACACGGAACAGUUGCUCUCAGCAUGGCCCGCCAAGACCAUCUUCCCUGUCGGACGAAAGCCACAACCGAUCCCCUCAGUCAUCUUGGACAACAUGAAAAUGAUUGACUUUGUUGGAUAUGCACCCAACCCUGGCCUCAGAUUGCGUAACCAGGCACCAUCUCUGCCCAAGGUCAACUUGCGGGAUACGCCAAAGUUCAGGAGCGAGCAGCAGAAGGAGUUGUACUUUGGCAAGAGGAAAGGAUCGAUGGCGGUGGCUCAGGAUCAGGAUGAUGCCGAUGUGGAUCUUGCUACUGGAAUCGUGCCAAAGUACUACAAGCGCGUCGAAAUCAAGUACAGCAAGUUUGGUGUCGAAGAUUUUGACUUUGGGUUCUACAACAAAACGCAAUUUGGAGGUCUGGAGACGCAUAUUGCCAACUCGUACUGCAACGCUCUUCUACAGGUCUUGUUCUUCACACCUCUACUCAGGACCUUGGCCAAGGCUCACAUCGGCCAAACAUGUCCUCGCGAGAACUGUCUGACAUGCGAACUUGGAUUCUUGUUCCGGAUGCUGGAGGAUGCCAAUGGACAAAACUGCCAAGCCCGUAACUUUUUGCGCGCCUUUAGCACCAUUCCACAAGCAUCUGCACUUGGCCUGUUUGAACCUGAUGAGCCCGACAGCAAGACAAUGUACUCAUCCUUGAUCCAGAACUUCAACCGCUUUGUGCUGGAGCAACUUCAUCAGGAAUGCAGUUUGGACAGAACCUCGGCAGCAGCAGGGCUCAACACCCCAUCGGGAUCGGCGACUUCUCCCAUUCAGCGGGUUUUCGGAAUGAAAACGGCCAAUACUAACAUCUGUGGACAUUGUGGACUCGAGGAAGAACGGAUCACGUACCCCUUUGUUCUUGAUCUGAUGUGGCCCAAGCCCCCUGCGCCAACAAACGCACACCAGUCGUCCAAGAACCACCAUCACCAUAAGGCCAAGGAACAGCAGCAUCCUAUGUCGUUUGCAGAUGUCUUGAAGGCGUCCAUCUGGAGAGAGUCACACAACCGGGUAUGGUGCACACAGUGCCAGCAGUACCAACCAACGACCAGUCGCAAAACUCUCCAGGAUCUUCCUUUGGUUCUCAGCAUCAACACAGCCAUCAACUCGAAGGAGCAGCCGACUGCUUCCUCGGGCAUGUUUUUGGACGACCAUGGCAAGGGCGCCGAUUGGCUGCCUCUCAGGUUCUCGUUGGGCGUGGAUGACAAGAAUGUCCAAGUGUUUGAGAGUGGAGCACGCGAAACUGGCGACUUCCCCUUGAAUGCAGAAUAUGAACUCACUGCUGUCGUCAGUCAGGUCCAGACAAUCGGUGAUGUCCCCCAUCUCGUUUCCCACAUCAAAGUCAUAUCUGAUAACGAUCCUGAGAUUUCUGAGCAGUCGCCUUGGUACAUUUUCAACGACUUUUUGGUCAAAAAUGUGCAAGAAGGCGAAAUCUCGCAGUUUCCCAACUCUUGGAAGUUACCUUCAAUCCUAUAUUAUACCAAGAUCAAUAAUGGUCCCCCACCUAUGAUCUCGGAGACACCUGAAGGCCCAGAUACCAGCAUUCUUCACAUGGACCUUUCCAUCUCAAAACAUCGAGACCCCAACUAUAUGUUCUACCAGCUGCUAAGGCCAGAGGAGAUCAAGCCAGACGAAAAGAUGUUGAUCGCGAUCGACACAGAGUUCGUAGCGCUCAGCCGAGAGGAGACAGAGAUUCGGAGUGAUGGUACAAAGUCGCUACUCCGCCCGCCAAGGAUGAGUCUGGCAAGGGUGUCUGUUCUUCGCGGCGAUGAAGGUCCUCUGGAGUACGUACCUUUUAUUGACGACUACAUUGCAACCUCUGAGCCUGUCGUGGAUUAUUUGACCGAGUACUCUGGCAUUCAACCCGGCGAUCUGGAUCCGGGAAAGUCCAAGCAUACGUUGGUACCUUUGAAGGUGGCGUACAAGCGUCUUCGAGUCCUUGUCGACAUGGGGUGUAUCUUUGUUGGACACGGUCUGCGCCAAGAUUUCCGUAUCAUCAAUAUCUUGGUUCCGCCUGAACAAGUCAAGGACACGGUCGAUAUUUUCCACAUCAAGAACCGUCAAAGGAAAAUCUCAUUGAGGUUCUUGGUUUGGUAUCUGCUGCACCAGGACAUUCAAUCAGAGACACACAACUCGAUCGAGGAUGCCCGCACAGCAUUGGCACUCUACAAAAAGUAUCUCGAGCUCAAGGAAAACGGUCUUUUCCAGGAAGUUCUAGAGGAUAUUUAUAACGAGGGAAGAAAGAACAACUGGAAGCCCACCCCUGGUCAGUUCCCUUCUCCUUGGCCUCGGACAUCGACACCAGUGAUCGCCAAUAAUGGACCUGGCGGCGGAGCUACUUUCCAGACUCUUUCACGGCCUGGCACGCCUGCGACGCCUGCGACCCCUGGGACUCCCUUAAUAGGAUCGGUGCCCGUAGUGUUGGGACCAUCUUCGGCUGGUGGGAUUGUUGGCGUUGGAGGUGCGAAUGCGAGCGGUGGUAGUAUUGUGAUGACAGCUCCUACUUCAUUACAGUCACCGCUUGGUAUGUCUGUUCAUCAACAGCAGAUGCAGCAGCAGCAAAUGCAUCACCAUCAACAACAACAGAUGUUCUUGCAGCAGCAGCAACAACAGCAGCAACAAUGGUCGCAGCAGCAGCAACAGCAACAGCAAGGAUACGCGUAUCCUAUGGGUGGUCAACCACCCCAGCAGCAACAGCCUCCACCCCACAUGUAUCAACAACAGCGCCCUUUCCCCCCAUCAUGA
This is a messenger RNA of Linnemannia hyalina, 3771 nucleotides long. Lineage: Eukaryota; Fungi; Mortierellomycota; Mortierellomycetes; Mortierellales; Mortierellaceae. The record is from the annotation of a GenBank genome assembly.